AUGGAGGAGGAGCCGCCGGCGAUGACGACGGAGAGCCACUACCAGCAGGGAUCACCAUCGGAGGCGAGGGUGGCGGCGGAGCGCAGGAAGGCCAUCGUGGCCAGGAUGCGGGAGCUGCUCAGCCGGGCCGCCGCCGCGCAGGCAGCGCACUCGAGGCUCCGCCGCUCCACCGUCGCCACCGCCAGGAAAUGGAAGAGGGCGGUAGGCCUAAUCCAGAAGAGGGGAGCCUGCAAGUGCGACGCCGGCCAUGAGCGAGUGGCAACUGUGCGGGAAGACGACGGCGCACUACUGGCCUCGGCGUCGGCGUCGUCCAUCUCCAGCAACGGCAGCUUCAGCUGGGACGCCGGCGCCGCUGAUGAGACCUGCUGCUUGUCUGCGGCCAGCUUUCCAGGUCCGGCGCCGCUUCUGUGGCCGGCGUUGGUACCCUCGCCGCCGGCGGCGGCUGCGGCGACGACCAGCACUACCGUGCUGCGGCUUUCAUGUAGCAGCAGCGGCGGCUCGUGGUCGGCCGAGGAUGAUGAUGAUUACGACGACAUCAGGAUGGCUCAUUGGGUGACCACCGAUUCUGACUGUAAGUGCUCUGAUCCAUCUCGAUCCAUCCCAUGA
This is a messenger RNA of Miscanthus lutarioriparius, 606 nucleotides long. The record is from the annotation of a GenBank genome assembly. Lineage: Eukaryota; Viridiplantae; Streptophyta; Magnoliopsida; Poales; Poaceae.